AAGUAAAAAUAAAAUUUUCACAAAUUUUCUGUAAAGCUUAUUUAUUUUAAAUAUUACCGAGAUAAUGCUAGGGUUUUUUUUACAGGUUUUGCUCCCUUCUCUUUGUCUCUGAUGGAAUGUAUAACGAUUUCAAGGAUAAGUGAUUCCCAAAAUAUCCCAAGAAAACUGGAUCUCAAGCGCGCUCAUCUCGUUUCAAAGGGAGGGAGACUGUUAAUACAAAACAUAACGAACAUUUAUUCCUCCGCGGAAUUUGACGAGAGAAGGUGCCUUUGAAAAUGAAGUACCUGCGAUUUGCAGACAGAGUGUUUGACAAUUACUUCGAUGUUAAGCCAGAUGUCAGGAGCAAAGAUUGGUUCCUGGUGGACAACGCGGGUUUCAUGCUCUUCAUGGCGUUUUCCUACCUAUUUGUCGCAAUCACCGGCCCCAAAAUCAUGCGGGCUUUCAAGCCUUUUGACCUGCGGCGCCCGAUUAUGAUUUACAACACGCUAAUGGUCGCUAUCAACGCAUGUGUAGUUUACUUAUGCGCUGUUGGAGGCUGGUUCACACAUUACAAGCUCCUGUGCCAGCCGGUUGGGUCUGCUGACGACCCUAGGUCUUAUCAAAUCGUUUAUGCAACCUAUAUCAUGAUGGUUUCGAAAUAUAUGGAGCUGCUCGACACAGUAUUUUUCAUAUUGCGUAAAAAGGAGCGUCAGCUCUCGGUGCUGCACAUUUACCACCACUUUAUAGUAGUUCCAAUGUGCUGGGGCUCUAUCCGAUAUCUUCCAGACGGGCACAGUAACUUGGCUCUUUUCGUGAACGCUUUCAUCCACGUCGUGAUGUACGCUUAUUACCUGCUCUCGCAGAUGGGGCCCAGCGUGCAGAAGUAUCUUUGGUGGAAACGCUACCUCACGAAAAUGCAAUUGACCCAAUUCGCGGUGGUGAUUCUGCACAGCUUGUGGCUCUAUCAUCCCUCGUGCACCUUCCCUCGAGUCAUGCAAACGUUCAACGCUUUCAACUGUGUUAUUUUUGCUACGCUAUUUCUUAAUUUCUACCGAAAAAACUACACUGCCAAAAACAAUAUGGAGAUCAUUGAGGAAUCUAGCAAUAAGUUGGGAAAUAUGUGCAUUUCUCCUGGAAGUGUCAAGCAAGAUUAAAUAAAUAAAACUUGUAUGCAUGAA
This is a messenger RNA of Cloeon dipterum, 1157 nucleotides long. RefSeq names its product very long chain fatty acid elongase 7-like. The coding region runs from base 276 to 1133 and encodes 285 amino acids. Gene Ontology annotation, molecular function: fatty acid elongase activity. The transcript has 7 exons. Lineage: Eukaryota; Metazoa; Arthropoda; Insecta; Ephemeroptera; Baetidae. Gene Ontology annotation, biological process: very long-chain fatty acid biosynthetic process; fatty acid elongation, saturated fatty acid; sphingolipid biosynthetic process. Gene Ontology annotation, cellular component: endoplasmic reticulum membrane. The record is from RefSeq and is a predicted model, not a curated record.